Molecule: messenger RNA, 2024 nt
Organism: Prorocentrum cordatum
Lineage: Eukaryota; Dinophyceae; Prorocentrales; Prorocentraceae
Source: the annotation of a GenBank genome assembly
GAGGAGGAAGGAGGAGAGGAGGAGGAGGAGGAGGAGGAGGAGGAGGAGGUGUGCUUUGCUGCCAGCACUGACCUGGCGCACACUCCACCGCAGCUAGCCGUCGGUGGAGAAAGUAGGGGCCGCGGGCACACUAAAAGGUGCUACUCCCAUGCCCACUUCCACUGGUGCCGAGCUCUUCGCAAGCCCCAGCCUGAACGCGCCACAGCGGUGCCACGGCGGCGUCCAGGGUCAGCUUCAGGGGGACCCGACUCGUUCUCGCAUGCUGCGCACGAGCGCGUCGCGCCUCUCCAGCCAGCUCGCGCUGUGGAUGAGGAGGAGGAGGAGGAGGAGGAACAGGAAGAGGAGGAGGAGGAAGCGAGAGCGUGAGCUGGCACGCUGAAGCUUGGCGGAUAGUAGGCUAGAGCACCCCCUGCCAGCGCGUUCUCGCCUCUGUGGCGCACACACUGCAUCGGCACGCCCGCUGGAAAAGGGAAGCGCUGGAGUGGAAGCCCAAGACCCUGGAGGGAAAGCAAGCAUUCAAGCAAUAAACCCCUAAAGUAGACGCAUGCGAUGAUGGGUCAUGUCUCUUGCGAGAACAAAUGUAGGGGCGCAUGCGCCGUCCAUACCUAAUCACAGGACUUCUGCGGAUCCCCCGGACCUCUGAGAGGUGGUGAUUACAGCGUCGGGGGGGGCACGAGCAGCGCCUGCGGGGAAACGAGCGCCAUCGAAAAGUGGCGCGGGGAUGGGCCGACGGGGCGGGAGGCCCAGCGAGGCGCGAGCCCCCCCGCCCGCACUGGCGCAAGGCCCACUGCUCGUGUCGGAGCAGGGCGAGUUGAGGCAGUAGCCGCUCAAGAUCGAUCCAUGGCCCCCUCUCGGGGGGGUCCAGUCCAGGGCGAAGGUGCGCAGACAAGGUGCCGAGGUGCCGAGCUCGUGAGCAGGAGGGGCAAGCAGAAGACGAACGGCGGACCGAUCCGCAUGGCACUGCGCCAGUUGGAGAGGGGGUCGGAAGCCGACGCACACAGCGAGAGCGUGAGCUGGCACGCUGAAGCUUGGCGGGUAGUAGGCUGGAGCGCCCCCUGCCAGCGCGUUCUCGUCUCUGCAACCCAAACUGCAUCGGCACGCCCGCUGGAAAAGGGAAGCGCUGGAGUGGAAGCCCAAGACCCUGAAGAGAAAGCAAGCAUUCAAGCAAUAAACCCCUACAGCAGACGCAUGCGAUGAUGGAUCAUGUCUCUUGCGAGAACAAAUGUAGGAGCGCAUCCGCCGUCCAUACCUAAUCCCAAGACUGCUGCGGAUCCCCGGAAUAUCUGGAAGGUGUUGCGACCGCCCCCGACUGCUCGGGAGGCCUGUUGCGGCCAGCUGGGACGACCUGGGCCCCGCGUCACACUACGCCGCGCCUUCGUCUGGCCGCGGUCGGUCCGCGCGACCGCGGGGCGGCGGCUCAGCCGGGCAGACCAGGCGCGAGGGCGCCGGCGACCGUCUCCCCGUCGGCGGCGCUGCUGAGCCGUCGGGCGUCGGGCAGGACCGCGUCGACCCCGCCGGAGGUCCUGGGGCCCAGCCUGCCCGCCCGAUACUCCGCCACCAGCUGGCCGUAGACGUCCGUCAAGAGAGCGGAGGGUCCGGCCCCGACCCUGCAGCGCUCGGCCCCACCGAGGGUCAAGAAGCGCAUCGAGUCGCCGUCGGGCGAUGCCUGCAGAAGCAGCGGUGGAAGCAAGUGCGCCGCGUAGGUCAGGCCCCCCACCAGCGCUGGGAGGUCGCACUGCCCACCAGUAUUCCGGCCGCAGGCCAUGGCGGUGCCGUCGCUCCUGAGCAGGGCCGUGUGGCCGUCUCCAGCGGCAACCUGCGUGUAGGUCAGGCCCCCCACCAGCGCCGGGAGGUCGCACUGACCGUGAGCAUUGCGGCCGCAGGCCAGGGCGGUGCCGUCGCUCCUGAGCAGGGCCGUGUGGUGGUCUCCAGAGGCAAACAUCCGCGAGAAGCUGGGCGGCGGCAGCGCGAAAGCAGGGCGAGACGCAGGAGCUCGGCGCGCGGGGCGAGCGGCUCGAGUCGGG